GCAAGCGCGUCGAUGCACGCAGUGGUCUCUGUGACAGGCUAGCGCGCCAAAUUGAUGUUACCGACAACAGAAAACAAAUUAAUGCUUAGCUAGCCACAAAACUACCCAGUAAACGUCGCGGAGACUCUUAGGACGAAAUUGUUUUCCUGUCAAAGCUCAGACUGAGGCACCUGGUCCGCUGUCAGGAUGGGUCUGCUCGAGCGUUGCCAGGAGCUUUUUAAGACCUCAAACUUGUAUGAGGUUCUGGGAAUCAACAAAGAGGCGACAGAGGCUGAGAUCCGAAGGAGCUACUACAAAGUGUCGCUGAAAGUCCAUCCAGACCGGGCUCCCGACGACCCGCUGGCCACAGAGAAAUUUCAGGUGUUGGGAAAGCUGUACGCGGUGCUGAGCGAUAAGGAGCAGAAGGCUAUUUACGAUGAGCAGGGAGUGGUGGAUGAAGAGUCUGACGUCCUGAAGCAAGACCGCUGCUGGGAAGACUAUUGGAGACUGCUUUUCCCAAAGAUCACAGUCCAGGACAUCCUUGAGUUUGAGAAGACGUACAAGGGCUCUGACGAGGAGCGACAGGAUGUGAUCAAGCUUUACUUACAGCAUGAGGGAGAUAUGGAUGCCAUCACCGCCUCAGCUCUGUGCUGCUCCCAAGAAGAUGAGCCCAGGCUGUGCAGCAUGAUCCAAGAUGCCAUCGAUAGUGGCGAAGUAACAGCCUUCCCAGCUUUUACUCAUGAGACCGAGAAGAAGAAAAGGGCCCGGAGGAAGAGGGCUGAUAGAGAGCGGCAAGAAGCAGAGGAAAUGCAGAAAGAGAUGGGGCUGGACAACCAGGAUGACAGUCUUGUGAUGAUGCUUAAGCAACGACAGCAGUCCAGAGAGCAAAAUUUUAACAGUUUCCUGUCUGACCUGGAAGCAAAAUACUCCAAGAAAAGUGCCCCAAAACCCCAAAAAGGGAAAAAAGCAAAAAAGUAAAAUGUUCUAAUAUUAGUAGAUACAAUGUAUGUAAGUUCUGAAAGAUAACCACAUUCACAAAACAACAACUUUGGAAGAACAUUCAUAUUCUUCUGUAAUCAUUGAAAUGAUCAGC
Messenger RNA from Pelmatolapia mariae (spotted tilapia), 1072 nucleotides. It is a transcript of the gene dnajc9, whose product is annotated as DnaJ (Hsp40) homolog, subfamily C, member 9. Gene Ontology annotation, molecular function: heat shock protein binding. The transcript is spliced from 5 exons. Lineage: Eukaryota; Metazoa; Chordata; Actinopteri; Cichliformes; Cichlidae. The coding region runs from base 187 to 957 and encodes 256 amino acids. The record is from RefSeq and is a predicted model, not a curated record. Gene Ontology annotation, cellular component: nucleus; cytoplasm.